ACGGGGUCGGGGCUGUGUUGGCUCACCGUUUGGCCGACGGCAGGGAGGUCCCGGUCGCUUAUUACUCUCGAACCCUUUCUGCGGCGGAGCGGAACUACGCCCAGAUCGACCGGGAGGGUCUCGCAAUUGUGGCCGGGGUCAAGAAGUUCCACGACUACAUAUACGGCAGGCCGUUCACCAUUGUCACAGACCAUCGCCCGCUCCUCGGCCUCUUCGCGCCCGACCGCCGGACGCCGCAGGUUCUCUCGCCGCGAGUCCUAAGGUGGACUAUUUUCCUCGCUGGCUACAAUUAUCUGCUCCUGCACCGCCCCGGGAAAGCCAUGGGCCACGCGGACGCUCUUAGCCGCCUCCCACUACCUGAGGUGGUUGAGGACCCGGCCCCAGCCUUCCGGGUCCUUCAGCUGGAGGGCCUGCCGGAGGCCCCGUUGCAAGCGCGGGACAUUGCCCGCCGCUCGGCUCGGGACCCCGUGGUAUCCCGGGUUCUGGGCUGGGUGGUGAGGGGGUGGCCUGAGAAGACAGACCCUGAGUUCGCGGCGUAUGCUACCCGGCGGGACGAACUUUCUGCACACAAGGGAUGCCUGCUAUGGGGAGACAGGGUCGUGGUCCCACACGCAUUACGCCAGAGGGUCCUCCAGGCACUGCAUGAAGCUCACCCGGGCAUCGUCCGGAUGAAAGGGCUGGCAAGAAGCUACGUCUGGUGGCCCGGCAUCGACGCAGAGGUGGAAGCAUGGGUCAAGCGUUGUCAGCCCUGCCAGGCGGUGAGACCCAGCCCACCGGGGGCACCAGCGCAGGCGUGGGAAUCCACCCGUACCCCGUGGUCCCGGCUCCAUAUAGACUUCGCAGGGCCAUUCCCGGGCCGGCUAUUCCUGGUCACGGUGGAUUCCUACUCAAAGUGGCUGGAAAUAAGCCCCGUGGCUGCAACGUCCGCAAAAGCCACCAUCCGCGCCCUACGAGGACUCUUUGCCACACACGGGCUGCCGGACACCAUCGUGUCGGACAACGGGACGGCUUUUACGUCCGAGGAAUUCCAGCAGUUCCUCAGCAGCAACUUGAUCCGACAUGUCCGGUCAGCGCCGUUCCACCCCGCAACCAACGGCCAAGCGGAGCGAAUGGUCCGGACCGCAAAGGAGGCCUUGAGCCGGAUGGUGGAAGGGGAAUGGGAAUGCCGCAUCGCCAGAUUCCUCCUGACCCAGCACACGACUCCCAACCCUGUCAGCGGAAGGUGCCCAGCAGAACUACUGAUGGGUCGAAAGCCAACGAUCCUUUUGGACCGCCUGCACCCCGACCGGGCCCCCGACCAAAGAAACGCAGUCGAGCAGAGGGAAGCACCAAGGGGGUUCUUCCCAGAGGACCCGGUUCUCGCCAGAAACUUCGGCCGCGGUCCGGAGUGGAUUGCGGGCCGCAUACUCCGGCCCCUGGGUACCGUGAUGUACGAGGUAUCCAUGGAGUGCGGGCAGAUAUGGAGAAGGCACAUCGACCAGCUCAGACAGCGAGUGCUACCGGAGUCCCAGACAGAGGAAGAGACGAGACAGCAGACGGAACCUAGAGAGACCACACCCGAGGCGACUGCACAGGACUUGCCAGCCGAGGAGCACCCGGCACAGGGCCCCACGGCCCCAGCUUCGGUCGAGGAAAACCCCGUUCCGGAGGCAGCGGAAGCAGGAGCACCAGCUCCCUCGUCAGAACCCGGCCCUGAGGUCGGAAUUCCGGAAGCACGAGGGGCCACCCCUCGACGGUCAGCUAGAAGUGUCAUUGGAGAAUGUGCUCCAAGCUCAUCAAAGGCUGCUGCAAAAUUCGCUGAAUAUCAAUCUGAGAGCACAUGUGUCAUAGUUGAAGAGGAACCUACAAGUAACAGGGACAAACUGCUACACCAAAUCCUUAAAGAUAAAGAACCAAAUUGUGAGCAAGAAGAUGCUUUAUCAAGACAGAACCAGGUGUUCUUCAAAAAAACUUUUAUAGCAAGAAAGGAAGUUAAACUGUCUAGAGAAGUAGGACCUUCAAAAGUGAAGAGAUUGUCAUGUAUAGAAACAUUUAAACUGGUGAAAACAAAGUUUUUCCAGGACGAAAAAUGGGUAAAAAUCAGACAAUCAAGCGUUGUACCAAGCCAAAUAUUCCCCAAUGUAAAGCAAACUCAUGAAGUCUAUAAAGGGAAAAGACACAGAGACAAGAAUCUAUCUAAGAUGACUACUGCUCCAUCCCAGAAUGGAAAAAAGAAAAUAUGCAACCAAACAUGA
Molecule: messenger RNA, 2234 nt
Organism: Gekko japonicus
Lineage: Eukaryota; Metazoa; Chordata; Lepidosauria; Squamata; Gekkonidae
Exons: 3
Coding region: 321-2234 (637 amino acids)
Biological process (GO): DNA integration
Molecular function (GO): nucleic acid binding
Source: RefSeq, a predicted model, not a curated record